UGGGCUCUUUGGUGGAGCUAAUGGCGACUCCUGGAGGGCUCACGCCAAGGAGUACUUCCCAGAAGUUCUGCUGCCAGUGUCCUUGUCCCCACGGUGGGCCACAGCCACCCCCCUCCUCUGCAGGAGACCCUCCAACACUAGCAGGUAGGUGUGGUUCAUUCUCCCCUGGGUCCCAAUGUGCACACCACUUUGUGUGUGCCCUCCAAGUGUGGAGUCUCUGUUUCCCCCAGUCCUGUCGAAGUCCUGCAAUCAAUUCCCACUAGGCUUCAAAGUCUGAUUCUCUAGGAAUUCAUCCUCCUGUUGCCGGACCCCCAGGUUGGGAAGCCUGAUGUGGGGCUCAGAACCUUCACUCCAGUGGGUGAACUUCUGUGGUAUAAGUGUUCUCCAGUCUGUGAGUCACCAACCCAGCAGUUAUGGGACUUGAUUUUACUGUGGUUGUGCCCCUCCUACUGUCUCACUGUGGUUUCUCCUUUGUCCUUGGAUGUGGGGUAUCUUUUUUGGUGAGUUCUAGUGUCUUCCUGUUGAUGAUUGUCCAGCAUCUAGUUGUGAAUCCUGGUGCUCUUGCAAGAGGGAGCGAGAACACGUCCUUCUACUCCACCAUCUUUGUUCCAAUCACGUUUUGCAUGUAUUAACUCAUUGUUCUUCACAUCAUCCUCAGGAGAUGAGGCUCAGAGAGGUUGAGUAAUUCAUCUAAGAUCAAAAAGUGAGGAAACUGAGGCUCAAAGAGGCAUAGAUUUUCCUAGGAUCACCCCAGCAGUGAAACUUUAAGUUUGCCUGGGUUAUUCUUUCAUAUGACCCUUUUGGACACACUGAAGGCUGUAUUCAGAGUUUUCUCACCUGGAACACAGGAGACAGAGGGAGAAGGUUUGCAAAAUGCAAAUCUGAUCACGUCAUUCUCCUGCUUAUCACCCACUGCAAUGUCCACAAGGAGUCUUCUUAGGUUCAACUACACAGUCAGACUCAACAGAUGACCACAAGCCAUACUUGGCAUUGACAUACUCUGAUGGAUGGAAGACAGGAACCUCAGCUUGCUAGAAUGGCACUCAAUGUCAGCACCAGCACUCAACUCUCCCUCUCAGCGGGGGAGUCCUUGCUGCACGUGUACCAGAGCAGUACAGCACAGGUUCAAGGAGAUGAAUCCCCAUCUGGUGGGUGCAGGAGUCAUCGUGGCUUAAAAGCUUCAUGUCCCCUGGGAGCCGAUACCUUUGUACCUGCCCAGUUACAGGAGUCACCAUGCUCAUGAAGCCCAAAAUAUGAUUUCCCACCAGGAUCUCAUCCAGGACACCACACUACAUUUAGCCGUCAUGCAUCUUUAAGGCUCCUCUUGGCUGUGACAGUUUCUCAGACUUUCCUUGUUUCGACAGUUCUGAGAUGGCUGACCUCUGCUGACCCUUCCAAAGCUCCUGGAGUCUGCAUUUUCAUGAUUCCAUUGGCAGAGGUGAACACUGAGGCUCAGAGAGGCGGGAGGACUUACCAGAGGCCACGAGAGUGAGCUGGCCACGGAGACUUCCGGAAACCCCAUGAUCUUCACACGGACCUCCUCUCUGGGCUUCACCUGGGCCCCCAAAGAGGGAGAGUCUCCUUAGCUUUUGUGCUCUAGGCAUCUCACUGAUUCACCUUAAUCUGAGCCCUUUAACAGAGAGAAAUAGUGGAAUCUGCCCUACUCACCACCUGCUCACCCAAACCCACCGCUGGGCUCUGGGGGGAUCAGACAGGGGCCCUGUUCUCCAGGAGAUGCCAGUCUGAUGAGGGAUGCUGGCACUCACUGAAAAUCACAACUCUCAGAAAUAAGGACAAUAACGCAGGCAAAGAGCACAGCUGUAGGGGCCCCUGGGGCGAGGGAGUGUGUGGGGCAGCGAGCUAGGCUUCCCAGGGGAGGGGGCACUACAGCUGGGCCUUGGAGGAAGAAGGUGUGUGUGGCCAUUGGUAAUCCUCCAAGAUAACACCCGUCUUGGGCUGUGUACCUCAGUGUCCCACAAAAAAAGAAGAGCAGGGGAAAAGGAGGAGUGCGCGCGCGCGCGCGCGCGUGUGUGUUUGGGGGUGAGGGGUGGUCUUCAGAGGCUUCUUUUCAGCCUUCAGGUGGCGCCCUUGAGCCACGGAGCCACAAACGCCAGAGAAGACUAUCCCGACCUAAGGACCUCGGAGAGGACCCUGGGUCCUACCUGAGGGCUGUGUGUGUAUGAGGGGGUGAGGAGCGGAGGAAGAGUGGGGGCUUGGCGCAGUAGAGGCUCCCCAGCCGAGGGGCGAGGCCGGCGGCCGAGGGAGGGGUCUCUUUCAGCACUCACCCCCGCGCCUCGCCGCUGCGCCCAGGCACCACGAGAUGAAGGCUCCAGUUCCCUAAGCCCAGGUGCUGGCGAAACAGAUCUGCCCCAAGGGGUGGGGAGGGCAGGAGGAUGGAUCCGUGUCCCCUCACUCUCACCCUAGUCCGUUACCCUCCUCCCAGUGCCUCCCCGCGCUAACUCUCCCGGCGCCCUCGCCGGCCGCGGGCGGAGCCCGAUCCGCUGCGCUCGGCGAUCCCCGGCUCCCGCCCCUUCCCCGUCCUCCUCCCCGGAGCCCUCAGAGGCCGUGGCCGCCUCGGUACAGCCCCGCGCGGAGCGAGCAGCUGCCCAGCGGCCAAGGGAUGAGCUGGGGCCCGCCUUCCCAAUGGCAUCUCCCCCUGGUCUGGAACUGAAGACACUGAGCAAUGGUCCCCAGGCCCCAAGGAGACCAGCUCCUCUGGGUCCAGCGGCCCCACGCAGGGAGGGUGUGGAGAAUGCCUGCUUCUUUUCGGAGGAGCACGAGACUCAUUUCCAGAACCCUAGGGAUGCCAGACUGGGCAGCUCCCCCAGCCCCCCUGAGGGCGUCCCCUCAUGGCCCCGAUCCCAGAGGGACGACCUGUCCCUGCGUUCAGAAGAGGGGCCAGGCCUGGAGCCUGUGAGCCGCCCGGUGGAUUACGGCUUCAUUUCCGCUCUGGUUUUCCUGGUGAGCGGGAUCCUCCUGGUGGUGACUGCGUACACCAUCCCCCGAGAGGCCCGUGUCAACCCGGACACAGUGUCAGCACGGGAGAUGGAACGACUAGAAAUGUACUAUGCGCGCCUGGGCUCACACCUGGACAAGUGCAUCAUUGCAGGCCUGGGGCUGCUCACAGUGGGCGGCAUGCUCUUGUCCGUGCUGCUGAUGGUCUCCCUGUGCAAGGGAGAGCUGUACCGCCGGCCGAACUUCGUCCCUGGCAGGGGCUCCAGGAAGACCUACGGCUCCAUUAACCUGCGCAUGAGACAGCUCAGUGGGGAUGGGAGCCAGGCCCUGGUGGAGAACGAAGUCGUCCAGGUCUCGGAGACCAGCCGCACCCUCCAGGGGUCUUAAGUAAGAGCCCACCCUAUCUGGCUGCUUCAGCUUCAGGGCUACAAGGCCUCCGAGUCUGGGGUUUCGGACUGAGCUCCACAUAGGGCCCCGUGGAAGGAGUCCUGGGUGCUGGAGGGGGAGCUUGGGGCCUGGCCCAGGCUUCGCUUGGGAGAGCUGCCCCCGAUCUGUUUUGUAGCUUGAGGUUUUGCAUAAGGUUUUGUUUGAAGGAUGGCUUCUGCUGCUAAAAAUACAGAAGUUUGGAAACUGCU
Molecule: messenger RNA, 3590 nt
Organism: Orcinus orca (killer whale)
Lineage: Eukaryota; Metazoa; Chordata; Mammalia; Artiodactyla; Delphinidae
Gene: TMEM74B
Product: transmembrane protein 74B
Exons: 8
Coding region: 2644-3342 (232 amino acids)
Source: RefSeq, a predicted model, not a curated record